GGUCAAGAGUUUUUGUAUAAGAAUCAGUGUGGUCCGCGUGUAUAAUUUGGGGUUCUUUCUUCAUACAAAACAAAAAAAUAACUAUCAAACAAUCAAAUCAAAAACUAAAGAAAGGAAUCAAACAAACAACAGCUAUGAAGCUUUCGGUAUUCCUCCCAAUUUUUGCGGGAACACUAGUCGUCGCUCUUCCAACACAGGCUCUGACAACACGAGACAACAAACUUUGUGUUACACAAGGUCCUGGUACAUGUACCUUCGGUUGGCAAGAAUACACAAAUAACAAUGAAGGUUUUACCUCUGAGGCUAGAAUCUACGAUCAUAAAUGCAUCCAAAAAGGAGGUCUUAUAAGCUCAGAUAUUGACCAAUUUGUGACAGUUACAUCUGCCAACCCUCCUAUGACCGUUUCGAUCAAUGGAUGGGCUCAACCUCCGCAAUUGAUUACCCAAGCAAUCCCAAAGUUCAAGUAUAAUGGUAAGACCUGGGGCGGAGAAGACGGAUGUGCCUGCGGGGAAGGAGAUGGAACCAAUUUCUGGGGAUGUAGAUGUGGGUUCGACUGCCCUUAGGGUGAAGAAGUAUUACAUACAAAUACCACUUGGCUAUCUGAUAUUCAGCAAGAGGAAGAAAUGUAAUUAAAUCAAAUCUGUUCCGUAGACAGCACAAAUGAAAAUGGGCAUUCUUAUCAUAUUUGUGAAGUAAAUGAACGCAAGUGAUCUCAGUGUAAAUGGUACAAAUUCAACUAGAGCUACUAAUUGAAUGAAACCCCAAUCAAACAUGACUAGCAGUCGACAACCAUGUCAUAUGAGAGGUUGCAAGUUCCAAGUGACUACCCAUUAUGUUUCAGGAUUCAAGACGCCGGAUCUGGCUUCUACGAGAUAUAAAAGAUGGCAAAAAUGGAUUGAAAUGACA
Molecule: messenger RNA, 906 nt
Organism: Botrytis cinerea B05.10
Lineage: Eukaryota; Fungi; Ascomycota; Leotiomycetes; Helotiales; Sclerotiniaceae
Exons: 1
Coding region: 135-563 (142 amino acids)
Source: RefSeq, a predicted model, not a curated record